AUGGCCAACCUACAGUAUGCACAGCUUCCCAAGUUUGAAUAUCAGACAUUCGAGCGUCAAUAUCAGACCUUCGACCGUCAAACUUUGCAAUUUUCGUUUUAUCCCGUCACUGCUACUUCUUCGGAUGGUCUGACAUCGGAUAAGGAUCAGGAUAUCACCAACAACGCGUCCAAUUCAGAGGAAGGCCCAUCCCCAGAGAGUGCUCCAGUAGAAGGAUCAAGUAGUUCUCCCGAUGACGCUGCACCUGCACCAGAAUCCGAAGAGUCACCUGAAGCGGCAGCUGCUCCACCUCAGUCUGAACCGUCAGAUGAGCCUGCACCAGAAGCCAAGGAAGAAGGAGAACCUGCGCCAGAGGCAGACGGUACCGAGCAGAAGGCGGAAGACGCUGCCACCCCCGACGAGUCCGAGACGCAAGCGGCCACUGAGGAUGACGCGCAAGACCCACCGCCCGAGGAAGGUGAUGGUGCCGCAGCUGCGGUAGAUGAGAGUCCCGCGCCAGAAAGCAAGGAAGGCGACAGCAACGAGGAUGAUUUUCCAGAAUGUGAUCCGUCCGCGGAGCUCGAUAAGGUCGAGGCUGAGAAAGAGGAGGCGGCACGGCAAGCGGAGGAGGAUGCAAAAGCAGAAGAGGAGGCAGCAGCAGCAGCAGCCGCAGCAGGUGUCCCUGAUGACGUCGAUAUUGAUACUGGAAAUGAGAACUCACCUACAGACAAUCCGGACAGCGAAGAAGCUGCUCCCGUACAGGACGACCCACCGACGGCCGGGUCGGCAGAAGAAGAUGCGACGAAACCCGACACGGAGGAUAGUCCAGCCCCGGACGGACCUGCUGAAGAACAGAGCGAUCCACCACCUGAAGCGGAGGUAGUUGACGGCUUGGCCGAGGCUGCCGAGGCUGCCGAGGCUGCGGACUCAAAAGAGCAGCCCAUCAAUGAAGAACAAGCUUCCACCGAGGAACCUCCUGCUGAGGAGCCCGCCGCGUCAACUGAAACGGCGGAGGACAACACUCCAGAAGAAGCGGUAGCUGCCAAGGAUGCAACAGCAGAUGACGUUGCAGACGAAACCGCACUGGAAGAGCCCACGCUAGAGGAGCCCACUGCUGAGAAAACCCCUGAAGAGCCUGGGGUUGAAGAAAGCCCAGUCGAGGACAAGCACGAGGAGGUAGCCGAAGCUCCCACAUCGGAAGAAGCAGCAGCUGAGACACCGGCCGUGGACGAAGCUGUGGCUGAAGAUGCUGUCGCCGAAGCGGUUCCAGAAGCACCGCCAAGUGAUGAGGUGGCUCGACCAGAGGAAACUCCUGCGGAAGCUCCAGCGGAAGAAAAGGAAGAGGACGCCCAUGAAAUACCACCCGAGCAACCUCCCACUGAAGAAGCUGCUAAAGAGUCGCCGCCUUCGGAAGAAGUUGUCGAAGAAUCUGCUUCCCCCGAACCUGAGGCCGAAGAGCCGGCACCUACCGAACAGUCCCCACCUGCAGAUGAGCCUGCGCCUGAAGAAUCUCCUGCUGCUGAGGAGCCACCCCCCGCAGCGCCUGAAGCCGAAGAACCUGCGCAACCGGAGGAGACCCCAGCUGAAGAAUCUCCUGUUGCAGAAUCGACUACUGUUGAGGACGUGACCCCUGAAGAACCUGCUCCUGUUGAAGAGGCCCCUGCAGAGGAACCUGUUGCUGAAGAGCCUACUCCAGAAGUCGAAUCUGCUCGAGCUGAAGAGGCUGCCGCUGAGGAACCGCCUCCUGCCGAAGAACCUGCUCCGACCGAAGAACCUGCUGUGGCUGAAGAACUCACUCCAGUUGAUGAGGCUCCUGUUGAGGAGCCUGCCCCAACAGAAGAACCCGCGGCUGAAGACCCAGCUCCAGCCGCGGAGGCUAACGAGCCUAUUCCAGCGGAAGAGCCUGCUCCUGCUGAUGAACCCGACAUAGUUGAAGAAUCCGCUCCGGCUGAUCCACCUGCGCCUGUUGAAGAGCCGGCUCCUACUGAGGAAUCUUCCCCUGUUGAAGAACCUGCCCCCGUUGAGGAGCCUGCUGCCGCUGAGGAGAUUCCUGCUGAGGAACCCACGCCAGUUGAAGAGUCCGUUGCUGCUGAAGACCCUGCUCCAGCGGAGGAACCUGCCCCCGUUGAAGAGCGUGCUCCCGCCGAGGAGAUUUCUGCUGAGGAGCCUGCAUCUGCACAAGAACCUGCUGAGGAAUCCGCGCCAGUUGAAGUGUCUGUCCCUGCUGAAGAGCCUGCUACCGUGGAAGAGGCUCCUGUUGAGGAGUCUGUCCCUACUGAGGAAUCUGCCCCCGUCGAAGAGCCUGCUGCCGCCGAGGAAAUUUCUCCUGAGGAGCCAGCAUCUGCACAAGAACCUGCUGAGGAACCCACGCCAGUUGAAGAGUCCGUCCCUGCUGAAGAGCCUGCUCCAGCGGAGGAACCCGCUACCGUGGAAGAGGCUCCUGCUGAAGAAUCUGCCCCCGUUGAAGAGCCUGCUGCCGCCGAGGAAAUUCCUCCUGAAGAGCCAGCUCCUGAGGAACCUGCCGUCGUCGAAGAACCUGCUCCUGUGGAAGAGGCUCCUGCUGAGGAGUCUGUUGCGGUCGAGGAGCCUGUUCCAGCUGAGGAAUCCGCCCCCGUUGAAGAACCUGCUGCCGCCGAGGAGAUUCCUGCUGAGGAACCUGCCGUUGUAGAGGAAGCUGCUCCUGUUGAGGAACCUGCCCCAGUCGAAGAACCCGCUCCUGUGGAACAAGAAGUCUCCGAAGAGGCUGCAGUCCCUAUUCCUGUUGAGGAAACCUCAAGAGAUAUCGAUGGCCUGGAGCCUUUGGAAGCAGCCUUGCCAGCUGUUGUUCCAGCCGCCGUGGCAGCCGAACGUGCACGCAGAAGGAAAAGGCGGUCCCCGGAUCUGGGACAGAGAGGACAUUCGAAGAGUUCCUCUGAGGAAGUACGAAAAACAUUGCCACGCCAGAAACUUGAGCGAAGUGGCAGUCUCCUUGAUCGGUGGAACAAAUCCCUCGAGGAAGCUAAGAGACAGCAUGAAGAAAAGCAAAGGCAGGAGGAAAAACGGAGUCAAGACAAAUUGCGUGCUCCCGAGAACGCAGAGAAGGACAGGCAUUCCUUGGAGCGAGAGCGCUCUAAACGAAGCGAGCGUUCGUCCAAAGAAGAAGCUGCUGUGGAUAUCAAGCCCAGUCGACGAAGGUCCGAGCGCUCAGGCAGCUAUGAAGUCGAGCGUUCUUCGCGAGAAAAGGCUGCCGCGAGUAUCGAACCGAGCCAACGGACCGGAGAGCACUCGAGUAGUCGCGGAGGCGAACGCAGAAGCACCUCCUCAAGGGACGGCCAUGCAUCGGGUUCAAAGCCGCGAGCCUUCUUGAAAUAUAUGACAGCGGCCGAAUCAGACACAAACGGUCCCCUUCUCAAGAUCAAUGGUGACAAAGCUGCUGCAAAUGUGUUUGAACGUCGGUCUUCCACAAGCCAUUCCCACAGUCACCGUCACUCGCACGAAGGAAGAGGGUCCACGGACCGUUCCACAAGCUCCCAUCAUGCGGAGGAGGAAGAGCAGGCUCGACGCGAGAGACGGGCGCGACGAAAGGCCGCGGGCGAAGCAGAGCAGGCAAAGGAAAGAGAAACAUCCGACCAUCAUCGUCACCGUCAUGGUGGAGAAACACGCCAUCACCAUCACAGACAUCGGAGAGAUGAGCCUCCUAAGGAACAGUCGAAGCUCAAGAAUAUUCUCAAAGCAGUUGUUGCUCAUUAA
This is a messenger RNA of Aspergillus viridinutans, 3708 nucleotides long. RefSeq names its product PE repeat family protein. NCBI's taxonomy places the organism in Eukaryota, Fungi, Ascomycota, Eurotiomycetes, Eurotiales, Aspergillaceae. The transcript has 3 exons. The record is from RefSeq and is a predicted model, not a curated record. The coding region runs from base 1 to 3708 and encodes 1235 amino acids.